Molecule: messenger RNA, 1118 nt
Organism: Aspergillus piperis CBS 112811
Lineage: Eukaryota; Fungi; Ascomycota; Eurotiomycetes; Eurotiales; Aspergillaceae
Product: threonine ammonia-lyase
Exons: 1
Coding region: 82-1044 (320 amino acids)
Biological process (GO): L-serine catabolic process; L-threonine catabolic process
Molecular function (GO): threonine deaminase activity; pyridoxal phosphate binding; L-serine ammonia-lyase activity
Source: RefSeq, a predicted model, not a curated record
UAUCAACUAAUGGCAUCCCUUGGCCGUCCCUCAAACAACCCGACAUCAUCUUCACCUAAUCCAAUCUGGACAUCAUCCAUCAUGCAAAUUUCACUUCAGGAGAUUGCGGCCAACGCCAUUCAAGCCAGGAGACGCAUUCGCCAUCACAUCUACAAAACCCCUCUAAUACCAGCCAGACGAAUCGGUCAUGAUCAGGACGCAAAGGUUCUGUUUAAAGCAGAAAAUUUUCAACUAACCGGGUCUUUCAAAAUACGAGGGGCACUUUCUAAACUGUCGUCCCCAUCAGCACAGGGGCCUCUGAUCACAGCAUCGUCAGGUAACCACGGCAUCGGUGCCAGUUUUGCCGCCAGAGUGCUCGCAAAGAACCUUACCGUCGUCCUUCCCGAGACAGUGGUGCAGACAAAGUUGGAAAAUAUUAAGUCGUUCGGUGUCGACGUGAUCCUGCAUGGUGCGGAGACCGGUCUGGCUGAACGGCACGCGCAGCAGCUUGCUUCGUCGGGUUCCUACACUUAUAUCUCGCCGUACAACGACGCUGAAGUGAUUGCCGGACAAGGAACAAUCGGACUUGAAAUCCUUGAGCAGCUGGACGAAAUAGAUAACAUCUUCAUUUCCAUGGGCGGUGGUGGGCUUCUCAGCGGUGUCGGAUCUGUUCUCAAAUCUUUCUCCCCCAAGACGAAGAUAUAUGGAGUCUCCGCCAGCAAUUCCAAAGCGUUGGCAGCCUCUCUAAUGGCUGGUCAUGUCGUUGAAACGGAUCAUUUCCCUACCCUGGCCGAGGCUGUGGCCGGCGGUAUUGACCAAAACACGAUAACGCUUCCUCUCGCAAACGCGGUCGUGGACUACGUUAUUGAGUGCAACGAAGCAGAGAUCCUGAGAUCCGUGAAGGCUCUUGCUGCUCAGGAGAACAUUAUCGUCGAGGGCUCUGCGGCGCUUGCUCUUGCAGGAUUCAAUAAAGUCGCUGAGAAAUUGACCGGCCAAACCAGUGUCAUCCUUCUAUGUGGUGGGAACGUUGAUCAUGAUUAUAUCCCGAAGGUAGUAUGUAGCUAGCAUUUGAAUGGAUUUGGUAAAUGAUGAAUUCGGCGAACCCCCUCACCCUUCCUCCCUACCCCCUUUUAUUUUUA